GUCAACACCACAGACUACCACAAUAAUUUGAUUUCGAUUUUCGACUGAAAUUUUCAUUUUCAAUAUUUUCAUUGGUUUAAAUAAAGUCAUACAUUGGUCGUGAAUCAUGGCAAAACAAAUAGCAGAAACUGCGAAAAAAUUUCUUCUGUUGGGCCAAUGCGUUCCCACAGUAAAGCAAAAUGCUGCCAAAAUAAGGGUGAAGAGGUUAGAAUUGGAUGAAAAUUUAUUGAUGUACUUCAGAAAGGAUGAAUUUUACUACUGCCAUGAUCCUGAAAAACUUUGCAAAACUGGAGACAUAGUUCUGAUAAAAGCACUACCUCAGAAGUUGACUAAACUCAUCACACAUGAAGUAAAAGAAGUAGUGCACCCAUUUGGUGACAUAACAGACCCUGUAACAGGUAAGAAAGUGGCGAAAGAACGCUACAGGGAUGAUGUGGAGAGGGAAGCUGCAUUAUAUGGCAAGCUGAAGUCUACAUUUGAUUACACUAAAGCACCACCAAGAGGUUGGCAAGAUGGUAAAAAAGAUUUCACUUCCAAGCCGACAUAUACCAAGUUUCAUGUUUUUGAUGAGAAUGAUCCUUAUGCGAUUUAAUAAAACUAUGUAUUUGAUAAUUUAGACUGUAAAUAUAGCAUUAUUAGAGAGUA
Messenger RNA from Plutella xylostella (diamondback moth), 645 nucleotides. RefSeq names its product mitochondrial ribosomal protein S17 (gene mRpS17). Gene Ontology annotation, cellular component: mitochondrial small ribosomal subunit; ribosome. Gene Ontology annotation, biological process: mitochondrial translation. Lineage: Eukaryota; Metazoa; Arthropoda; Insecta; Lepidoptera; Plutellidae. The record is from RefSeq and is a predicted model, not a curated record. Gene Ontology annotation, molecular function: structural constituent of ribosome.